UAUAAGUGAAGUUAUAAAUUUAUUCCAUGACACUAAUUAUUCUUGUUCUGGUUUGUGUAGUAGGUAUACACACAGAGAGACACUGGCACAAAAAAACAAAAUAUAAAUAAAAAAUAAAUAAAUAAAAAUAAAAAUAACGACGGGCUGAAAUAAUGAACUGCAAUAAUUAUGUAACAUCUGCCUGUGUUGGAGAAUGUUCUAUGCCACAGUGAGUCUUAAUAAAUGCUAUAUUAACUGUAAUUUAAGUGAAACCCUAGUGUGUGUGGUCAGUAUAGGGUGGUCGAAUCCUGUUGGGGGUGGAUCCACACAUGCACACUUAUAUCACACUUCUGUCUUCUUGAGAAUUUCAUUAUAAUGUUAGUGUGCUCAAAGAAAAUGGUCCAUGUUGUCCUUUUGUUCUGCUUGUGCUUGUUGCAACUGGAUGGUAAGUUGGAAAUGUGUGUUUGGUGAUACGGUUACACUGGAGUCAGUGUCAGUGCUGGAGGGAGAUUCAGUCGCUCUAAACUCUGGUUUUACUGAAAUGAUGGAUGAUGAUCUGAUUCUGUGGAGGUUUGGAGCUGAAAACACUUUAAUAGCUCAAAUCAGUGUAAUGGAUGGCAGCAUGACUGUAUUUGAUGAUGUUCUUGAUGAGAGAUUCAGAGACAGACUGAAGCUGAACAAUCAAACUGGAUCUCUGAUCAUCACAAACACCAGAACUGAACACACUGGACUCUAUCAACUACAGACCAACAGUGUGAGCAAGAGCUUCAGUCUCACUGUCUAUGCUCAUCUGCCUGUUCCUGUCAUCAGCAGUAACUCUACAAACUGUUCAUCAUCAUCAUCAUCAUCAUCAUAUUGUUCAUUGUUGUGUUCAGUGGUGAAUGUGGGUCAUGUGACUCUCUCCUGGUUCAAAGGACACAGUUUAUUGUCCAGCAUCAGUGUGUCUGAUCUCAGCAUCAGUCUCUCUCUACCUCUGGAGGUGGAAUAUCAGGAUAACAACACCUACAGCUGUGUGCUCAACAAUCCCAUCAGCAACCAGACCAGACAUAUCAACAUCAGUCAACUCUGUCAGACAUGUUCAGGUACAGCAGCGCUGAUGUGUAUAUUUACUAUGUACUCAGCAUCUAAAACAGUGCCGAUCUCUGCUGCUGCUGCUGGAUCUCUGCUGAUUGUUGCUGCAGUUGGGAUCUUUUGUAUUUGCAGGAAAUGUAGAAAAACUGAUGAAGAAGUUGAGACUAAUGAAGAUGAGAUCACUUACAUUGAGCCUAUGUUCUACAAAAGAAAACCACAGAAACCGGAUGUUAAAGAGGAUGAUCACGUGGAAUAUGCACCUAUCGCCAAAAGAAGAUGAUCAAACAUGUACCAGACCCGCUUCGAUGACUUUCACAGGAAGCUCCUGCGACAACCUCGGAGUCUCAUUUUCAUCUGAACUCUUAAAAACUGUGGAUUGAGCUAUUGUGGAUUGUUGAAGUGUGAUAUUCAGUGGGGGACUAAUGAAAUUCCCUCUUAAAUAAUGUGCCAUGUAAUACAAGGACUUUUAACAAAUUAUUUUAAUCUUGUGGACCGCUGGCACAUUUCCAUGUUUGACUCUUAUAGCCUCUUAAAGAAUGUUUUCAUUUUAACAAAUCCCAAAAAACAACAAGAAACAAAAAACAUUUUGCAUCCUCAUUUCAGAAAUAGAGGCAGAUUGUUUUUUUUACAUCUGUACAGAUCUGCUGGUGGACAGAUAGGUUCUUCUUGAACUUAUUGCUAGAUGUUUGUGGUCGACAUUUGACAAAGACACUGCGAAGGCGUCAUUAGCGUGUGGUUGAAGGACUUUUUUCCAUUUCUGCCUAUAUGAAACUUACAGUCUGACUUUAGCUUUAAUUAAACAGACUUAAUGGUGAGGUACUGAAUCUAACAGAUAUAAUAUUCACUCAGGAAAAACACUGUUGUGUGAUAAAAUAUGUAAAUUUGAGUCAAAUCAGAUUUAUUUAUAUAGUGUUUUUUUUUUCUUUCUUUCUUUCCAACACACAUUGCUUCAAAGCAGCUUAACAGCAAAUCUGAAUGUUAAUGUUAAUAUUAUCUUAAUAUCUUCAUGCCUUAUAGAUUUGAGCCAGGAGAUAAUAUCGUUUGUAUUCUGAGAUGAUGAAGCAAUCAAGCAGUUGGUAUAUAUUGACCUACGAAGAGCUUACAAUUACAUUGUAGCAAAAAAUUAAAUAAAUAAAUAAAAAUAAGGCAGUUAUUUCUAAGAAGCUACUGCUAUUUUUGAUAUCAUAACUUGUUUUUGUUUGUCAACGUCUG
Messenger RNA from Onychostoma macrolepis, 2262 nucleotides. RefSeq names its product SLAM family member 9-like. NCBI's taxonomy places the organism in Eukaryota, Metazoa, Chordata, Actinopteri, Cypriniformes, Cyprinidae. The coding region runs from base 383 to 1330 and encodes 315 amino acids. The transcript is spliced from 6 exons. The record is from RefSeq and is a predicted model, not a curated record.